AUGCAGUUUGGUUUUGUAACAUUAUUUGUUGCUGUUUUUUCAUUAGCACCAUUAUUUGCAUUGUUAAAUAAUCUAUUGGAACUUCGAUGUGAUGCCUGGAAAUUUUUAACAAAAUAUCGUCGACCUACUCUAUGUAAAGCGGCAAACAUUGGCGCGGCGGUCAUUGCUUGGACAUUAGAAUUUAUACCAAGAUUAGCCUAUCAGGUAAUAGAAAACACAGGAACAAGUCUUGGUGGUUAUAUCAAUUGGACACUUUCUUCGUUUCCGAUUAAUGCUUACAAUAAAACAGGUACAAUGAAUCCAGAUGUUCCAUUGAAUCUGACUUAUUGUUGCUAUCGUGAUUUUCGAGAACCAACUAGUCCGAACUAUUCUCACACGUCACUUUAUUAG
Messenger RNA from Rotaria sp. Silwood1, 390 nucleotides. NCBI's taxonomy places the organism in Eukaryota, Metazoa, Rotifera, Eurotatoria, Philodinida, Philodinidae. The record is from the annotation of a GenBank genome assembly.